Molecule: messenger RNA, 954 nt
Organism: Macrosiphum euphorbiae (potato aphid)
Lineage: Eukaryota; Metazoa; Arthropoda; Insecta; Hemiptera; Aphididae
Source: the annotation of a GenBank genome assembly
AUGUUCAGCAGUAAGUGCACGAGUAAGGCCAGGCUGGAUGGAAAAACUGCCAUCGUCACCGGUUCGAACACGGGCAUUGGCAAAGUCACUGCAAAAGAAUUCUAUAGACUAGGUGCGAGGGUCAUAUUGGCGUGCAGGGACGUUAAAAAAGCAGAACAAGCCGUGGAGGAAAUCGUGGCUGAAGUACAGGGCGACGGUGUCGGGCAACUGGUCAUAGAAUCAUUAGAUUUGGCAUCAUUCGCUUCUAUUAAACUCUGUGCGAAAAGUAUUUUACAAAAAGAAAAACAUAUUCACCUGUUGGUGAACAAUGCCGGUGUUAUGACGUGCCCUAAGGGUAAGACCCAAGACGGUUUUGAAACCCAGUUCGGCGUCAAUUACUUGGGACACUUUCUGUUCACAAUGCUUCUGUUGCCAAGAAUCCGAAGUUCAACUCCAGCUCGCAUUGUAAACGUGGCGUCUUUGGCACAUGUAUUCGGUUCAAUCAAUUUCAAAGACAUCAAUCACGACGCAAAUUAUUCACCCGCCACAGCUUACAGUCAAAGUAAGCUGGCCAACGUGUUGUUUUCAAAAGAACUGUCGCGAAAACUAGAAGGUACCGGAGUUCACGUGUACAGCUUACAUCCCGGCAUCGUACGCACCGAAUUGACUAGAACACUGGACCAAGUAUACUUUCCGGGUAUGUGGUUCUUGGGUCGUAUCUUCCUCUAUCCGUGGGUCAAGAAUCCGAAGCAAGGAGCUCAGACCACUUUAUACUGUUCGCUUGACGAAAAAUCCGGAACGGAAACUGGACUUUAUUACAGCGAUUGUAAGGUGAAAGAACCGUCCGCGGCAGCCAGAGACCCAGAGUUGGCGAAAAAACUUUGGGAAACAAGCAUAGAAAUGGUCGGCUUGAAGGAUUACGACAUGUUCAACUGCAGCGGAGACGCGCUUCCUGAACCUUUAAAAGACGUCUGA